GCUUUUUGAAGUGAGCUCAGUGUUGAAUCGACAGUGAAGUUGGCCAGAUCCGGAUUCAAAGCAAGCACAUAACCAGUUGCCAUUGCCAAGCGAAAGACAAGACCCAACACCAAAACCACCAACAACAACAAGUCAACUCGAGCAAUUAAAAGUCAACACAGACUGUGUGCAACGCUAAUUGUAAAUUAAAACAAAACGACGUAACUUACAUCUAAAUUGAGUGAUCUUUUGGAAUAACAAUGUGUGGAAUUUUUGCAUAUCUAAAUUACCUGACGCCCAAGUCUCGCCAGGAAGUGUUGGAUCUUUUGGUGACAGGGCUUAAGCGAUUGGAAUACCGUGGUUAUGACUCCACUGGCGUGGCCAUCGACUCACCUGAUAACAAGAAUAUUGUAAUGGUUAAGCGCACUGGCAAGGUCAAGGUGCUAGAGGAUGCCAUUCAAGAGCUUUUUAGCGGUAGCGAGUACAGUGACCCAGUGAUGACGCAUGUGGGUAUUGCCCACACACGUUGGGCAACUCACGGUGUGCCCUGUGAAAGGAACUCUCAUCCACACCGCUCCGAUGAUACCAAUGCGUUCGUUGUAGUCCACAAUGGCAUUAUCACCAACUACAAUGAUGUGAAGACCUUCUUGGCCAAGAGAGGCUACGAAUUCGAAUCGGACACAGACACUGAAGUGUUUGCCAAGCUUGUCCAUCACUUGUGGAAAAAGCAUCCAAAUUACUCGUUCCGGGAACUCGUCGAGCAGGCCAUUCUACAAGUGGAAGGCGCAUUUGCCAUUGCCGUAAAGUCCAAGUAUUUCCCCGGUGAAUGUGUUGCCUCGCGCAGAAGCUCUCCCCUUUUGGUUGGUAUUAAGACAAAGACUCGUCUGGCCACCGAUCAUAUUCCCAUUUUGUAUGGCAAAGAUGACAAGACGCCAAUCUCUGACCAAGACGUCGACUCCGGCAAGCCUCAAGAAUUGCGUCCACAUGGACAAACUCGUGAAUUGCCAGUUUUGCCCCGUUCGGACAGUACAUCUGAAUUUAUGCCCCUCGAAGAGAAGGAAGUGGAAUAUUUCUUUGCCUCAGAUGCCUCAGCUGUUAUCGAGCACACGAAUCGUGUUAUUUACCUCGAGGACGAUGAUGUCGCCGCUGUACGUGAUGGAACCCUAAGCAUUCAUCGCUUGAAGAAGAGUCUGGAUGACCCACAUGCACGUGAGAUCACCACCCUCAAAAUGGAGAUCCAACAGAUCAUGAAGGGCAACUAUGACUACUUCAUGCAAAAGGAGAUUUUCGAGCAACCCGACUCUGUGGUCAACACCAUGCGUGGCCGUGUCCGCUUUGAUGGCAACGCCAUUGUCUUGGGUGGCAUCAAGGACUACAUUCCUGAGAUUAAGCGCUGUCGCCGCCUUAUGUUAAUUGGUUGCGGCACAUCGUAUCACAGUGCAGUGGCUACCAGACAGCUGCUCGAAGAACUGACUGAAUUGCCAGUCAUGGUGGAGCUUGCCUCCGAUUUUCUUGAUCGUAAUACACCUAUUUUCCGUGAUGAUGUUUGCUUCUUCAUCUCACAGUCUGGCGAGACAGCCGACACAUUGAUGGCCCUGCGAUACUGCAAACAGCGGGGAGCCCUUAUUGUGGGCAUUACCAACACGGUGGGCAGCAGUAUCUGUCGCGAAUCACAUUGCGGAGUCCAUAUCAAUGCUGGGCCAGAAAUCGGUGUUGCCUCAACUAAGGCUUACACUUCACAGUUCAUUUCGUUGGUUAUGUUCGCAUUGGUCAUGUCCGAGGAUAGGUUAUCGCUUCAAACUCGUCGCCUGGAGAUUCUUCAGGCCUUGUCCAAGCUGGCAGAUCAGAUUCGCGAAGUCCUAAAGUUGGACUCAAAGGUUCAAGAGUUGGCAAAGGAUCUGUAUCAGCACAAGUCUCUGCUGAUUAUGGGUCGUGGCUACAAUUUCGCCACAUGUCUGGAAGGAGCUUUGAAAGUAAAAGAGUUGACCUACAUGCACAGUGAGGGAAUUAUGGCCGGAGAGCUGAAGCAUGGACCCCUUGCUCUUGUCGAUGAUUCUAUGCCAGUGCUAAUGAUCGUAUUGCGCGAUCCUGUUUAUGUCAAAUGCAUGAAUGCUCUUCAGCAGGUUACCUCACGCAAGGGAUGCCCUGUGAUUAUUUGCGAAGAGGGAGACGAGGAGACAAAGGCAUUCUCAUCACGUCACUUGGAGAUUCCCCGCACCGUUGACUGUCUACAGGGAAUUCUGACAGUUAUUCCCAUGCAGCUGCUAUCCUACCACAUUGCCGUACUCCGUGGCUGUGAUGUUGACUGCCCACGUAACUUGGCCAAGUCGGUGACGGUCGAGUAAUAUGGGUUAUGAGACGACUGCUUCCUUUCUUUCCAUAGCCUUACUUUCGACAUAGGCAUCCGAGUCUCUGAACAUGUUUUUAUAAUGCGAACACCACCGUACUUGGCGGCUGUUUGGAUACAUUCCAUGAUAAUCUCUAUACAUAUUAGGCCUUAACACUUACACACACACUAUAUAUAUCCACACAUGAGUAUGUAUGUACGCCCAAUGUGUGGGAGUAUACGCAUAUAACUAAAUUUUUAUUUGCAUAUAUACAUAUGUAUGUACAAUAAGUACACUUUUACGUGUACCCGUGCGCCCAUCAAGAUGCAAAUCACUUAUUAAAUUGAAAUUUUUGUUAUAUAA
Messenger RNA from Drosophila willistoni, 2669 nucleotides. Its product is annotated as glutamine--fructose-6-phosphate aminotransferase [isomerizing] 2. The record is from RefSeq and is a predicted model, not a curated record. The transcript has 10 exons. Lineage: Eukaryota; Metazoa; Arthropoda; Insecta; Diptera; Drosophilidae. Gene Ontology annotation, biological process: protein N-linked glycosylation; fructose 6-phosphate metabolic process; carbohydrate derivative biosynthetic process. Bases 240 to 2324 code for a protein of 694 amino acids. Gene Ontology annotation, molecular function: L-glutamine:D-fructose-6-phosphate transaminase (isomerizing) activity; carbohydrate derivative binding.